AUGACCACUCCCUCCUCCAACACCCCCGCGCACACCACACACCCCAUCAGCACCACCACCCAGCCCGCCCAUCCGCUCCAGAGCGAGGCCACCGCCGCCCACCCGCCCUCGCACAAACCAGACCCAACCCUCACCAGCAACGAUGCCGCCGCCCAAGGAGGACUCUCCACCCCCCAUCCCUCCGCCGCCGCCGAACUCUCCAGUCUUACGUUAACCCUCAAGUCGUCGCUGCGCCAAUUCCCCGACUUCCCCAGUCCCGGCAUCCUCUUCGAAGACAUUUUGCCCAUCUUCGCGAACCCCGCGCUGCACGAGGGCCUCUUGCGCGCCCUCGAGCUCGCCGUGCACAAGCAAUUCGCCGGCGCAAAGCCAGACGUUGUCGUCGGACUGGAUGCGCGGGGGUUCCUGUUCGGGCCGUCGCUGGCGUUGAGGCUGGGUGCGGGCUUCGUGCCUGUGCGCAAGAGGGGCAAGCUCCCCGGUCCGUGUGAGACGGCCGAGUUUGUGAAGGAGUACGGAAGUGAUUUCUUCCAGAUGCAAGAGGGUGCUGUCAAGAGCGGGCAGAAGGUGUUGAUUGUGGACGACAUCAUUGCUACAGGUGGCUCAGCAGCUGCCGCUGGCUCGCUCGUCAAGAAACUCGGCGGCAUGACCGUGGGCUACAUCUUCAUCCUCGAACUCGACUUCCUCAAGGGUCGCGACAAGCUCGAUGCGCCCGUCUACACAUUACUCACCGGCCAGGAGGAGAAACUGCAGCAGUGA
This is a messenger RNA of Plenodomus lingam JN3, 753 nucleotides long. It is a transcript of the gene APT1, whose product is annotated as adenine phosphoribosyltransferase. Gene Ontology annotation, biological process: AMP salvage; adenine salvage. The record is from RefSeq and is a predicted model, not a curated record. Gene Ontology annotation, molecular function: AMP binding; adenine phosphoribosyltransferase activity; adenine binding. Gene Ontology annotation, cellular component: cytoplasm. Lineage: Eukaryota; Fungi; Ascomycota; Dothideomycetes; Pleosporales; Leptosphaeriaceae.